AUUACAUCGUACCCGGAAUCAAAUAUUGAAAGUUUCUGGGGAUGGACUUGAUCCUUCCAAUUAAGUUCCUCCGCGUUCCUUCUUCCUUCAAGUUAGAGAGGACGAUCAAUUACGGCCACCAUAUCUCUUCGGUUCGUCAACCUAUAUAAGAUCCUUCUUCUUCCAUUUUCCCUUCAUCUCACCUAUCCACACAAUGUCUUCUUUCCAUCUUCGUCCCGUCGCAGAGCACUCUCCCUCCCCACCAUCAAGCGCCUCGACGACAACAGCAGGAGAUCAUAGUCCCCUUCACAAAUCAUCAAUAAUUCAUACUUCACCACAAUCAGGCGCACCAAGGCGUCCUCUCUCUCCAAGUUCACUUCGUGUCAGGAUGGUAGUUCUACACCCAGAAAGUACCCUGCACCACCCACAGGUCAUGAACUCAUGGCCCUUUUUCCCUCCUGCACCACCAGCAAACUUUGCGGAAAUGAGACCUGGCCCUACCAGUGGAUUCUUUCAAAGACAAGAGCGCGCAUUCUUCGCUCAAGCCGGAAGGGAGAUCGUCCGUGUUCGCGUAGAAAUCGAUGUACCACAGCAAGAGGAUAGCCAUAAUGGCGCAAAAUCCAGGGAACCGCCACAAAAUGGUGCACCGCGGUCUUGGCCACAGCUUCCGCCACACCCUCAGCAUCACUCACCAAUUGAUUCCCCGAUGGGUCCCUAUCCCCAUCAUCCAAAGCAACCCCGGUCUUCUCGUUCGAUGCCGACACCCACACAACCACCAUCCAUGUUUCCCGUGGCACCUCACGGCCAACCACCUCAGCCACCUCUCAAUCUCCACUCACAAUCACAUCAUGGUGGCGUCGGAUUACGUAGUCCACCUCAUGAUGUACAUCCUAUUCCUGGUGCAAAAGUAGAAAUUCCUCCUACAGAGGAUUACCGAGAAGACUCAGAUGAUGCGUGGCGGAGGCCAACUCCUUAUGCAGAUCGCCGGCGAGCAGGAAAGCAUACCAAGCGUAUUGUCGUUCGAAAUUGAUAGACCGUGACAUGGGUUCUUCGGUUGAUCCGAUAACAGUUCCUAUUAUAUGAUUGGACUCUUUACCAUCUUCCGCCGGCUCAACACCGUCGCACCA
Suillus subalutaceus is the source of this 1106-nucleotide messenger RNA. RefSeq lists its product as uncharacterized. NCBI's taxonomy places the organism in Eukaryota, Fungi, Basidiomycota, Agaricomycetes, Boletales, Suillaceae. The transcript has 3 exons. Bases 194 to 1009 code for a protein of 271 amino acids. The record is from RefSeq and is a predicted model, not a curated record.